Gymnogyps californianus (California condor) is the source of this 1869-nucleotide messenger RNA. RefSeq names its product PR/SET domain 8 (gene PRDM8). The record is from RefSeq and is a predicted model, not a curated record. Gene Ontology annotation, cellular component: nucleus. Gene Ontology annotation, molecular function: protein binding. Gene Ontology annotation, biological process: regulation of DNA-templated transcription. NCBI's taxonomy places the organism in Eukaryota, Metazoa, Chordata, Aves, Accipitriformes, Cathartidae.
AUGGAGGACGCCGGCGUCCAGAGGGGAAUAUGGGACGGGGACGCCAAGACGGUCCAGCAGUGCUUGACUGACAUUUUCACCAGCGUUUACACCACCUGCGACAUUCCGGAAAAUGCCAUUUUCGGCCCCUGCGUCCUGAGCCACACGUCCCUGUACGACAGCAUUGCCUUCAUCGCCCUCAAGUCCACCGACAAGCGCACCGUCCCCUACAUAUUCCGGGUGGACACCUCGGCGGCCAACGGCUCGUCGGAGGGGCUGAUGUGGCUGCGGCUGGUGCAGUCGGCGCGGGAGCGGGAGGAGCAGAACCUGGAGGCCUACAUCAAGAGCGGGCAGCUCUUCUACCGCUCCCUGCGCCGCAUCGCCAAGGACGAGGAGCUGCUGGUGUGGUACGGCAAGGAGCUCACGGAGCUGCUGCUGCUCAGCCCCGCCCGGGCCCCCGCCCGCAGCAACGGCUCGCCGCCCUUCGCCUGCCCGGAGUGCAGCCAGCGCUUCCAGUUCGAGCUGCCCUUCGCCGCCCACCUCCGGUUCCGCUGCCCCAAGAGGCUGCACGGCCCCGACACCGGCCCCGCCGCCGAGGCCCCCAGCGGCAAGGACGGCGCCGGCAAGGAGCAGGAGGCCGGCAAGUACUGCAAGCCCGGCGGGCCGCUCCACCACCCCUUCCCCGGGGCCGACGGCGGCGGCUCCGCCGCCAGCACCAAGCCCUCCACGGACUUCCACAACCUGGCGCGGGAGCUGGAAAACUCCCGCGGCGGCCACGGCGGGUCCCGGGCGGCCGGCGGCCCCGAGGGCGGCCCCGAGCCGUCGGCCGGGAAAGCCAAGCGGCGGUACCCCGAGGAGGAGGAGCGGGGGCCCGGGGCGGCGGCGCGGGGCCGCUUCCCGGCGGAGCGGCCGGGGCUGCCCUCGGCGCCCAAGGAGGAGCCGGUGUGCGCCCCGCAGCAGCAGUACCGGGCGGCCGGCUCCUACUGCGGCUUGGAGGAGGGCGGCCGCCUCUUCGCGCCGCCCAGCCCGGAGACGGGGGAGGCCAAGCGCAGCGCCUUCGUGGAGGUGAAGAAGGCGGCCCGCGGCCCCGAGCCCGACGGCGGCGGCCCCGAGGACGGCCAGGAGCGCGGCUCCCCCGCCGCCCCGGGGGCGGGCGGCGGCGAGCCGGGGCUGUGCCCCCGCGGCGGGCCCGGGGGUCCGCUGGCCGCCCGCCUGGAGGGGGGCAGCCCGGCGCGGGGCAGCGCCUUCACCAGCGUGCCGCAGCUCGGCGGCGGCGGCCCCGGCCCCGGCCCCGGCGGCGGGGCGGAGGAGCGGAAGAGCGCCUUCUCGCAGCCCGCCCGCUCCUUCCCCCACGUCCCGCCGCUGGUGCUGGGCCAGAAGCUGGGCGGGCUGGGCGAGCCCUGCCCCGACGGCGCCGCCGCCCCCGCCCGCCUCUACGCCGCCGAGGCGCUGGCCGUCAAGCUGCCGGGCGGCGGGGAGGCGGCGGGGGGCGGCGGCGGCGGCGGGGGCGGCGGGCGGCGGCGGGGGGGGCUGCCGAAGCAGAGCCCCUUCCUCUACGCCACCGCCUUCUGGCCCAAGAGCUCGGCGGCGGCGGCGGUGGCGGCGGCGGCGGCGGGGCCGCUGCAGCUGCAGCUGCCGUCGGCGCUGACGCUGCUGCCGCCGUCGUUCACCUCGCUGUGCCUGCCGGCCCAGAACUGGUGCGCCAAGUGCAACGCCUCGUUCCGCAUGACCUCGGACCUGGUGUACCACAUGCGCUCCCACCACAAGAAGGAGUACGCGCUGGAGCCCCUCGUCAAGCGGCGCCGCGAGGAGAAGCUCAAGUGCCCCAUCUGCAACGAGUCCUUCCGCGAGCGCCACCACCUCUCCCGCCACAUGACCUCGCACAACUAG